This is a messenger RNA of Cryphonectria parasitica EP155, 570 nucleotides long. RefSeq lists its product as uncharacterized. Lineage: Eukaryota; Fungi; Ascomycota; Sordariomycetes; Diaporthales; Cryphonectriaceae. The coding region runs from base 1 to 570 and encodes 189 amino acids. The record is from RefSeq and is a predicted model, not a curated record. The transcript is spliced from 4 exons.
AUGUCUUACGGACGAGAGCAGCCCGGUGGUGCCUAUGGUGGUGGUGGCGGUGUGCCCAACCGCGGAUACGCGCCCCGUGAUGACAGCGAGGAAGAGGGCUUCCACCAGCGCGCGGCCGAGCACGCCGCUCGCAAUGCUGGCGACUCGGGCGGUUCCGACUUUUUCUCGGGCAUCAUGGGUCAGUUCAUGGGCAAGAAGACCCAGCUUGCGAACGAAGACGUUGACGAGCAGGCGGCUGUCGCCCAUCACAAGAAGUUCUUUGGCGGCGAAGACGACGGCAGCGAGGCCGACUCUGGGUCCAUGGGCAACGCGGCCGCCAUGCAGGCGCUCAAGAUGUUCGCCGGUGGUAGCGGCGGCAGCAGCGGCGGCUCGCAGAGCGAGUUCAUCGGGCUGGCCAUGAGCGAGGCGAGCAAGCUGUUCGACUCGCAGGCCUCGUCGGGCCGCGUGAGCUCCGGCGCGUCCAAGGAGAGCGCCGUGCAGCAGGCUGGCGAGAUGGCGUUCAAGAUGUAUCUUAAGAGCCAGGGCGGGAGCAGCGGUGGCCUGAUGAGCUUGGCGAGCAAGUUUAUGUAA